AUGCCGGAGCAAAGUAACGAUUACCGUGUCGUUGUUUUUGGAGCAGGAGGAGUGGGAAAAAGUUCACUCGUUUUACGUUUCGUUAAAGGUACCUUCCGUGAAUCUUACAUACCUACAAUCGAAGACACAUACAGACAGGUCAUAAGCAGCAACAAAACAAUAUGUACUUUACAAAUUACGGACACAACAGGCUCACACCAAUUCCCAGCUAUGCAGAGGUUGUCAAUAAGCAAGGGACAUGCCUUCAUACUUGUAUACUCAGUAAGCAGUAGGCAGUCAUUAGAAGAGUUAAAACCAAUAUGGCAAACAAUAAGAGAGAUAAAAGGUACCGAUCUACCAAAUAUACCAGUGAUGCUGGCAGGUAAUAAGUGUGAUGAGAGUCCCGAAAUAAGAGAAGUGUCAGCAGCCGAGGGUCAAGCACAAGCACAAGCAUGGGGUGUUUCGUUUAUGGAGACCUCAGCAAAAACCAACCAUAAUGUUACACAGCUGUUUCAGGAGUUGCUUAAUAUGGAGAAGAAUAGAAACGUAUCGCUACAAGUGGACGGCAAGGGGAAAAAGAAAAAAGAGAAAACUGUUAAAGAUGGCGGCGAAGGAUCAGCAAGUGGUAGAGAGAAAUGCCUACUGAUGUAG
Molecule: messenger RNA, 630 nt
Organism: Pieris macdunnoughi
Lineage: Eukaryota; Metazoa; Arthropoda; Insecta; Lepidoptera; Pieridae
Source: the annotation of a GenBank genome assembly